Molecule: messenger RNA, 2138 nt
Organism: Cynara cardunculus var. scolymus (artichoke)
Lineage: Eukaryota; Viridiplantae; Streptophyta; Magnoliopsida; Asterales; Asteraceae
Product: beta-glucosidase BoGH3B-like
Exons: 8
Coding region: 174-1991 (605 amino acids)
Biological process (GO): glucan catabolic process
Molecular function (GO): beta-glucosidase activity
Source: RefSeq, a predicted model, not a curated record
CACGUAUCAAAAGCUUCAUUCUUCUGGUUAUGGUUUGUAUUUACGAUGAAAGCAGCUGAUUGAUUUCCAUGGGAUUUUCAUGUAUGGUGGACUCAAUCAGUUCUUCUCGUUGACCUUUCCACUCUGCAUAUCCAGAUUUUUCUAAGAAACCCACUCAAACAAUCUGAACGAAAAUGGAGAAUCCCAUCUACAAGAACCCGAAUGAGCCAAUCGAAUCAAGAAUCAAGGACCUUCUCUCUCGCAUGACCGUAAAAGAAAAGAUUGGUCAGAUGACCCAGAUCGAACGCAGCGUCGCCACUCCUUCCGUCGUCAAAGAUCUAUGCAUCGGUAGUGUUCUCAGUUGUGGUGGCUUCGGGCCUUUCGAGGAAGCAACGGCGUCCAAUUGGGCGGAUAUGGUUGAUUCAUUUCAGAAGUCUGCUCUCGACUCACGGUUAGGGAUUCCCAUUUUGUACGGGAUUAAUGCUCUUCAUGGUAACAAUAAUGUAUAUGGCGCUACAGUUUUUCCGCACAAUGUUGGUCUCGGAGCUACCAGGGAUGCUGAUUUGGUUCGGAGAAUUGGGGAAGUUACAGCUAUUGAAGUUAGGGCCAGUGGAAUUCACUAUGAUUUUGCUCCUUGUGUUUCUGUAUGCCGAGAUCCCAGAUGGGGAAGAUGCUACGAAAGUUUCAGUGAAGACACACAAACUGUUCGUAAAAUGACCUCCAUGGUUACAGGUUUACAAGGACAACCACCCGAAGGAUACCCCAAGAACUACCCUUUUGUAGGCGGAAGAACCAACGUCGUUGCAUGUGCGAAGCAUUUUGUUGGAGAUGGUGGUACCGAAAAGGGUGUGGAUGCUGGAAACACCAAGUUAUCGUAUGAGGAUUUAGAGAGAAUCCAUAUGGCUCCGUACGUUGACUGUAUUUCGCAGGGUGUUUGCACGGUCAUGGCUUCUUACUCUAGUUGGAAUGGCACCAAACUCCACGAGAGCCAUUUUCUGCUGACGGAAACUCUAAAAGAGAAGCUUGGAUUCAAGGGUUUUGUAAUCUCUGAUGCUGAAGCACUUGAUCGGCUUUCCGAUCCUUAUGGAUCAAAUUAUCGAAAGUGUGUUUUGUCAGCCAUUAAUGCAGGGAUCGACAUGGUGAUGGUGCCUUUUCGUUACGAGUUAUAUCUAGAGGAGUUGACACAUCUAGUAGAAACUGGGGAGAUACCAAUAAGCAGGAUUGAUGAUGCUGUUGAGCGGGUUUUACGAGUGAAGUUUGUUGCUGGACUUUUUGAAUAUCCCUUCAGCGAUAAAGCUUUGUUAGAUUCAGUUGGUUGCAAGCGACACAGAGGCAUAGCACGUGAAGCAGUUCGCAAAUCGCUGGUCCUUCUGAAGAAUGGUAAAGAUCCAAAGAAGCCGUUUUUACCGUUAGACAGGUAUGCUAAAAGAAUUCUUGUAGCUGGAGCUCAUGCUGAUGAUCUUGGCUAUCAAUGUGGAGGAUGGACCAUGACAUGGGAAGGAAAAAGUGGCAGAAUUACUGCAGGCACGACGAUUUUGGACGCUGUAAAGGAAACCGUGGGAGAUAAAACAGAAGUGAUAUACCAUCAAAAUCCGUCACCAGAAACCUUGGAUAAUCAAGAUUUCAGCUUCGCCAUCGUGGUGGUUGGCGAAACUCCCUAUGUGGAGGCGAUGGGUGACAAUUCAGAGCUCACGAUUCCACUCGACGGAGACAAACUAAUAACCUCGGUUGCCAGUAGAUUGCCGACACUGGUGAUCCUAAUAUCUGGAAGGCCUUUAGUUCUAGAGCCUGAGGUUUUUGGAAAUACGGAUGCUUUCGUGGCUGCUUGGUUGCCUGGCAGUGAAGGAGGAGGAAUCACGGAUGUGAUAUUUGGUGAUUACGAGUUUGAAGGGCGACUGCCGAUGAUGUGGUUUAGGAGAGUCGAACAACUGCCGACAAGUGCUGAAGAGAAUAGCUAUGAUCCUCUUUUCCCCUUUGGCUUUGGUCUAAAGAGCAAGCAGGUUAGCCUGUAAAAUGCAUCUUCUUGCAUUAAGCUUGUUACUAUAAAUUGCACUUGACAGUUGGCAACUUUUUCCAAGUCUUAUCUUCAUAAAUGCAGUACUCAGCAAUGGGUGCCAGAGCUGGAUUUUGGGCACCAUCUGUGGCAUCCAUUGCUUUUC